Molecule: messenger RNA, 1807 nt
Organism: Condylura cristata (star-nosed mole)
Lineage: Eukaryota; Metazoa; Chordata; Mammalia; Eulipotyphla; Talpidae
Gene: SH3GLB2
Product: SH3-domain GRB2-like endophilin B2
Exons: 13
Coding region: 40-1254 (404 amino acids)
Biological process (GO): membrane organization
Cellular component (GO): cytoplasm; membrane
Molecular function (GO): protein binding
Source: RefSeq, a predicted model, not a curated record
CUGCGCUCGGGCCGGGCGCGGCCGGCGGUGCGGCGCGCCAUGGACUUCAACAUGAAGAAGCUGGCGUCGGACGCGGGCAUCUUCUUCACCCGGGCCGUGCAGUUCACAGAGGAGAAAUUCGGCCAAGCCGAGAAGACGGAGCUUGAUGCCCACUUCGAAAAUCUUCUGGCCCGGGCGGACAGCACCAAGAACUGGACGGAGAAAAUCCUGAGGCAGACAGAGGUGCUGCUGCAGCCCAACCCCAGUGCCCGGGUGGAGGAGUUCCUGUAUGAGAAGCUGGACAGGAAGGUGCCCUCUCGGGUCACCAACGGGGAGCUGCUGGCUCAGUACAUGGCAGAGGCGGCCAGUGAGCUGGGGCCCACCACGCCCUACGGGAAGACACUGAUCAAAGUGGCAGAAGCUGAAAAGCGCCUGGGAGCCGCAGAGCGGGAUUUCAUCCACACGGCCUCCAUCAACUUCCUCACGCCCCUGCGCAACUUCCUGGAAGGGGACUGGAAGACCAUUUCGAAGGAGCGGCGGCUCCUCCAAAACCGCCGCCUGGACCUGGACGCCGGCAAAGCACGGCUGAAGAAGGCCAAGGCCGCAGAAGCUAAAGCUACGUGUGAGGGAGAUACGGUGCCUGACUUUCAGGAGACUAGACCUCGUAAUUACAUUCUCUCGGCCAGCGCCUCCGCGCUUUGGAAUGAUGAGGUGGACAAGGCUGAGCAGGAGCUCAGAGUGGCGCAGACCGAGUUUGACCGGCAGGCAGAGGUGACCCGACUCCUGCUGGAGGGCAUCAGCAGCACCCACGUGAACCACCUUCGCUGCCUCCAUGAGUUCGUCGAGUCUCAGACCACUUACUACGCUCAGUGUUACCGCCACAUGCUGGACCUACAGAAGCAGCUGGGCAGCUCCCAGGGAGCCAUAUUUCCAGGCACCUUCGUGGGGACGACAGAGCCCACCUCUCCGCCCCUGAGCAGCACCUCACCCACCACCACUGCGGCCACCAUGCCUGUGGGGCCCUCUGGGGCUGGAAUGGUCCCUCCCGGGGAAGCUGCCCUCUGCCUGGAGGAGGUAGCGCCCCCUGCCAGUGGCACGCGGAAGGCCCGGGUGCUCUAUGACUAUGAGGCAGCCGACAGCAGUGAGCUGGCCCUGCUGGCCGAUGAGCUCAUCACGGUCUACAGCCUGCCAGGCAUGGAUCCCGACUGGCUCGUUGGCGAGAGAGGCAACAGGAAGGGCAAGGUCCCGGUCACCUACCUGGAACUGCUCAGCUAAACAGGCGCCACCCAGACCCUGCCUGUCCCGGCCUGGGCGGGAGCAGAUGGCCCUGCUGCUUUGUCUGUUGGGGACCAGUUGCUCAGGGUGGGAGGCCAACCUGCUCUGUCUUGGCUUCUGGCCGUCCAGCUGUGAGGGCACUGAGGCUGAGAGACCCCAGCCCCCCCCAACCCUGCUUCUAACCUGAGACUCUGGAGCCCCCAACCCUGCCUGCACCCCCCGAGCACCCAGCCCCCCAGGGGCGCCUCGGGAGAGAGGGGCUGUGCUGGGGCAGCUGGCCCUGAACCCGGGGUUCGCCCUCGGCAAGAGCACUGCCUUUUUGUUGCUGCAAGCAGCAGGGGGACCAGCAGGUGUGAGGCGGCCUCAGGAAGGGAUGCGGGAGCCUGGCAGAAGGCGGGGCUGGCCCGAGCGGCCUCUCCGGGUGCUGCCUUCCCUCCCUGCUCCAGCCAGGCUGGCGCUGCAGCCCGCCCCGCCACUACUUUCUAUGUGAUCUUUUUACUCUGCCUGUCUGCUCGCUCUGGCUAGUGACAAGUAAUAAAGCCUCCUUCAUGUG